Messenger RNA from Durusdinium trenchii, 1494 nucleotides. The record is from the annotation of a GenBank genome assembly. Lineage: Eukaryota; Dinophyceae; Suessiales; Symbiodiniaceae.
AUGCAGAUCUCGGGGCUGUGGCUUCAGGAUUGCCCAUUGCAAUUGCCGUCGCUGCAGGCGACCGUGGACCACCUGCGGUCGAAGCAGAAAGAGCUCCAGGACAUUGAUGCCAGGCGUAUCAUGUCCUCCAGCUCCGGCUCUGCCUCCUCUGAUGAUCGUCCAGAUCCCCUGAAGGCUCAGCUGUCAAAGAUGGCCAAGGCAGCUCUCACCGUGGCCGCCGUAGGAGGUGUGGCCUUUGUGGCACCGCAGGUGUCCAUCACCACGAGGGGGACACCUGCGCUGAGGGGCCAGGUGCGAAGCCAAACUUCCAGCGGUUUCAGCUCCAAUGCGGCAGCAGUGGCCCUAAGCAGUGCUGCAGUUGCAGUGACCGCCUUGAGACAGAGCGACAAAAAGACGGUCUUGAGAGCCUUUGAGACAGAGCUCGGUGUGACUCCUCCGUUGGGCUUUUGGGAUCCCUUGGGCUUUAGCAAGUUCGAGAACCCCGAGGUGGCCCAGCAGCAAUUCAAGCGACGGCGCAUUGUGGAGAUUCAACAUGGUCGGGUGGCGAUGUUGGCUUGCAUUGGCUACAUUGUGCCGGAAUACUUCCGGUUUCCUGGUCUUUGCUCACCCUCUCAAGGCUUGGCCUUCACCGACAUCCCCAAUGGGCUUAAGGGCGCCGCUGCUGUGCCUUUGGCUGGCUGGUUGCAGAUCAUCACCUUUGUGGGUAUCAUUGAGGUUACCAAUCUGCAGAAAGCCCAAGACGAGAUCCUGGGUGACUAUGGCUAUGGAGCCUUUGGCCUUCCCUUCGGCAAGAAGAUUGACGAUCCUGAAAAGAAGAAGAAGAGCUUGACCGCCGAGCUCAACAACGGCCGUUUGGCCAUGAUGGCGAUCAUUGGCAUGUUCUACCAAGACGGUUUGACUGGCUCUGCUUGGGGUGACUGGGCCAACUAUGCUGAUUCCCCAUUGCGAGCCUUUGAGAACGAGACAGGUGUCCAGCCUCCUGUGGGCUUUUGGGAUCCCUUGGGCCUUUCCACCAGCGGCAACCAAUCGGACUACAAGAGACGGCGAGAGGUAGAGCUGAAGCAUGGCCGUGUCGCCAUGUUUGCGACCAUCGGCUACAUCUUACCUGAGUAUUGGAGGUUCCCCGGAUAUUUGUCGAAGUUCUUGGACAUCAAGUUUGCAGAUGUGCCCAAUGGUCUGAGUGCCAUUUCCAAGGUUCCAUCUCUGGGCUGGCUGCAGAUCGUGGGCUUUGCUGGCAUCGUGGAGCUCAACGUCUACAAUGAGGAGGUGAAUGGUGAGCCCGGCAACUAUGGCUCGGGAUUCCUGGGACUCCGCUCCGUUGGGGUCAUGAACAGUGGCAUUGCCGACCCGGAAAUCCGCAAGAAGAAACUCAACGCCGAGCUGGCCAAUGGUCGUUUGGCCAUGAUGGCCAUCAUCGGCAUGUUCUUUCAGGAUGGCCUCACGGGAAGCGCAUGGGGAGAUUGGGCCAACUACACCGACUCUCCUUUGCGCUAA